Messenger RNA from Onychostoma macrolepis, 2546 nucleotides. It is a transcript of the gene myoz2a, whose product is annotated as myozenin 2a. The record is from RefSeq and is a predicted model, not a curated record. Gene Ontology annotation, molecular function: actin binding; FATZ binding; telethonin binding. Lineage: Eukaryota; Metazoa; Chordata; Actinopteri; Cypriniformes; Cyprinidae. Bases 139 to 933 code for a protein of 264 amino acids. The transcript has 6 exons. Gene Ontology annotation, cellular component: actin cytoskeleton; Z disc.
GUGAACGCGCACAGGCUAACAGCUGGCCGUCGCUCUGAAACCCCUCCGCUUGGCCAGAGCCCCUCAGUCCUGCUCAGAGAGGAAAGCAGCACAGAUCCAGACUGACCUCUCCACACAGCCUGACCCGGCGCAGACAGCAUGUCUCAGCAUACUCUGAUGUCAACACAGGAGAGGAAAAUGCAGGCGGCUGCUAUUUGUAGAGAGAUCCAUGCCACUGAUGAAGUAGAGAUGGAUCUAGGGAAGAAAGUUAGCGCACCGAAGGAGAUCAUGUUGGAGGAGCUUUCCUUAGCAUCAAACAGGGGCUCCCGUCUGUUCAAGAUGCGUCAGAAGCGCUCAGAGAAAUACACCUUUGAAAGUAUUCAGAAUGAAGCCAACACACAGCACAAUAUUGAUGCCAUUUCUCCAGGUCCAAGCGCUGAAAUGACAAACAUUUUAAGUAAUGAACACUGUCUUGGAGUUGACCAGGCACCAAAUGCACUCAACCCUGAGACUAUUGCCCCAGGUUACGGUGGUCCCUUGAAGGAUGUUCCAGCAGAGAAGUUCAACUGUACAGCAAUGCCCAGAUCCUACCAGUCGCCCUGGGAACAGGCCCUCAUUAGUGACCCCUCUCUGGCCGAAACGCUGGUCGCCCGCAUGCCUGAACCCCAAACCAGACAAGAGAUUCCUCAAUACAAGAGCUUCAACAGGGUGGCUAUUCCAUUCGGUGGUUUUGGGAAGGCACCCACAGCCCCUGUUAAAUCUUUUGAUGUGAACCCCAGCCUCCCCAUUCCAAGACCCAUGCCUGCAGCACCCGCUCCGGUCAAACGGCCCACCUUCAACAGAACGGCCUCGGGCUGGGUGGCUGACAGCGCCCCUCUGAUUCUUCCCAGCAUCCCCCUUGAGCCCAUUUCAUCCAUGUCUUCCACAUUUAUCCCCGAGUCAGAUGAACUCUGAGUGUUAUCCUUGUUUUUGUGAGCUUCACUGUCACUGGGAAAUACACUACUGGUCAAAUGUUUGGAAUAAUUCAGCUUUCUUUCUAAGUUUUCGAAAGAAGUCUCUGGCUGCAUUUAUUUGAUGAAAAAAAUAGUAAUAUUUUGAAAUAUCAUUACAAUUUAAAAGAACUGUUUUCUACUUGAAUAUAUUUUAAAAUGUAAUUUAUUCCUGUGAUGCAAAGCUGAAUUUUCACCAUCAUUACUCCGUCUUCAGUGUCACAUGAUCCUUCAGAAAUCAUUCUAAUAUGCUGCAAAAGAAAGGUUUCUUAUUAUUUUCUUAUGUUAAAAACAGCUGUGCUUGUGGAAACCAUGACACACUACUACCAUUAAAAAAAUUGAGCUAAGUGAAAUUGAAAGAAAGAAAGAAAUAUGUAGAAGCACAUUUUCAACAUUGAUAAUAAUUAUCAAUUGCUAUAAUUAAUAAUUGAGCAGCAAAUCAGCAUAUUAGAAUGAUUUCUGAAGGAACAUGUGACACUGAAGACUGGAGUAAUGAUGGUGAAAAUUCAGCUUUGCAUCACAGGAAUAAAUUAUAUUCCAAAAUAUAUUAAAAUACAAAACAGUUCUUUUGAAUUCUACAAAUAUUUCACAAAUUUACUGUUUUUACUGUAUUUUUGAUCAAAUAAAAGCAGCCUUUCUGAGCAUAAAAAACUUACAUUAAAAACAUCUUUAAAAAAUCUGGAAUAUAUAUUGACAAAUACAAAAGGGGUACAAAAGCUGUCACUAGGGUGGUAUCCUUUCAAAAGGUGCACCUGUGUACCUUAUUUACCCCUAAAGAUGCAUAUUAGUACCUCAAAGGUACAUAUUAGCACUUUUUUAAAAAGGUACUGCCUCAGAGACAGUGUACGUAUACUGAAAACAUAAGACGCUCAAGUAAGGCUAUUAUAUGGUAUAGUGACUGAUUUCUGUUCUUUGGACUAUUGGAAGUGUCUCCUAAUAUUGAUCUAUAACAUUUCACUAAACUGAUGUAACCCAAAGACUAGAAGUGCUUGUCAUUAUGCCCAUAUAAACCUGUAAAUAUGUAUUUAUAAAGGGCAGUAACAUCAACAUGUAUUUAAAAUUUAAAUUAAUUAUACAAGCUUCAGUUGUAGCUUUUUGGAACUGACGCAAUAUAUUUUCAAAAUGCACUAGUAGUAAAUUAAAAUACAGCAGUGCAUGCCUACUGUAUGCUUGUGUCAGUUUUUUUCACUAUCAAGGUUAGAGUCUCCAGGGCCGACAAAUUGAAUCUGUUUUCCUGACGCAGCUGAGAUGAGUGAUGAGUCCCUUGCCUUUCGUAAAGCUGCUGUCUCUUGCGUUCGAUCAGACAGUCGCUGAUAGGCACAGCUCACAUCCGUCACUGCUCAUCUUCAGCCUCAGCUGUACUGUCUGUACUCAACAUAAAACAGAUGCAAUGGCAUGAAAGUGAAAAUGAGUUGAUAAAGAAGCAGUUUUGCCAUUUUUUCACCAUCUACAGUGCUCUCUGGGAUACUUGACUCUGAUUGAUUGACCAUAAUUUCUGCAGUCAAAUAUUUUUUAAUAACUGACCCACUGUUUGGUCUCCAUCAUCUCACAUAAUAAAAUAAUUGAAAUUCAAAUCAA